UAAACCGAUAUUCACCACAUACGAAAGUUAUAAACUGUGAAAUUAACCUAUAACUGAUUCCAUCGAAAUUUGGUAACCUGUUGGAUUUUUUUCAUAAGAAACACACAAAAUGCUGAUACCGAGUUAGGAGGAAUGAAAAUGUGCGUGAAAAAUGACGAGAUGCCUACGGAUAUUCGGUGCUUAUUCAUACAGAUUGAGCCGAAGACAUUCGACGAUACUUUUGCUUGCGUUUCUGAUAGCAACCGUAACGCUUAUACUGCAUCUCUACGCCUACAGGCAUCAAGAACCCGAACAGCUGCAGACGUCAAUCGGUGAUUUUGACUAUAAGCCAGCUUCAUUCUUGAUUGGGAUGCAGCCAAACGAAAGCAUCAAUUACUGCGAUUUUAAUUACGGCCUCCCGCACACGCUCGAAUGGGAUAACCUCCAAACUUAUCCGUCCCCGGAGACUGGAAAUAAAAGUCCUUAUAGAGUCAUAUAUGAUGCUAUCAAAAGUAGGGCUUAUAGUAAUUGCGGUGUGUAUAAUGCAGUAACUUAUGCCACACAAGCAACUCCUGAAUUCAUUUACCAUAUCGUUGAGAUUGCUCGCUACUGGGAUGGACCCAUCAGUCUCAGUGUAUUUGUACCUGAUUACGAUUUGGAUAUAACGAUGCAGAUAAUGAACCAGCUCUGCCAUUGCUACCCUGGUAUGUCCAAAGUUUCAUUACAUCUCUUUUAUCCAAAGAAACUCACACCAAAACUUAGAACCAGGAGGCUGUUUUUACCUGUUACUACGGAACCGUCAACGACACCAUCGAACAUCAGCUUAGAAGAGAUGUUCAGGAAGAAAUUGGAAAAUUACAGGAAUUUGAACAACAAAACUAGAGCUGAGUACAUACAAGGAGCAAGGAAAAGAAAAAUUGAAAAGAUGAUGAUCGGCAUGAUCAAAGGAAAACCGGUUAUACCGAAGUUAACAUUCAAAGAUUGUUCGGGUCCAGAUUCGUUCGAUAUAAAAACAUUUAGAAAGGAAAACAACAUGCUAUAUCCGAUUAAUGUCGGCAGGAACGUUGCUAGAAAUGCAUCGAAGACGAACUAUUUCAUAGUUUCCGAUAUAGAAAUGGUGCCGAGUGACGGGUUAGCGACUAAAUUUCUCGUGAUGCUGAGGAAACUUAUGGGAAAUAAGAAACGUGACGAGGGCUGUGUGUUCACUAAGACGAUCUUUGUGGUGCCAUUGUUUGAAGUGGAGAGAGGCGAGGAAAUACCGCGGAACAAAGACACGUUAGUUCGCAUGGUAGCGGCGAACCGAGCAAUGUAUUUCCAUCAGAAGGUUUGCUCUCAUUGUCAAAGGUUUCCCGGACUGCAGUCGUGGCUUCUGCGAACCCCGCCGGACGUUCUGGAACCGAUGCUGAUCGCGAGAAGGGAGUACCCUUACCACAGAUGGGAGCCUUUGUACUUUGGCACACACAAGGAGCCUUGGUACAGCGAGAUGCUCUCUUGGGAGGGACGUCAGGAUAAAAUGCCACAGAUGUUAGAGUUAUGCCUUCAAGAAUACCGAAUGGUGGUCUUGGAUGGAGGGUUUCUCUGCCACGCUGCGGUUUCCCGAACUCAUUCCACCAGACAAUCGCGCGCCGAGAGACUAAACUCGGAACGUUACAUGAAGAUCUUAGCGGCGCUACGACGUAAAUACCAUCAGAAACAACAGUGCAAAGUUAUGUGAGAGCGCUUGUCAUAUCGGAGUGUAGGCAGAACGAUAUCGACUAAUUAUUUGAAUUCAAAAGAUGCUUGUGAUUUCUAAUUUGGUGUCUGUUUGGUUGGCAGUGGAUGCGAAUAGGACGGACUGCCAUUCAACCAAGACAAAUCAAAAAUUCUCACUUUACGACCUUAUGUGAAGAGCGAAUUUGAUUUGACUGUAUAAUGAAAACAUUAUUUACACUCAGUUCUUAAUAUACCAGAUAACUGAAAACCUUUUAACAACAGUAUUAAGAUAAUCGUUCUGCUUACUCUGUUAUGACAAAAGGAAAUGUGAACGGACUGUGUAAUGUGUUUUAAAUGUAAACUUUGAGAACUGCGGCAUUAAUGUGACUAGGCUCUUCGGUGAAGUGGCGAGGCUUCGGCGGCCGUUAGUGUUUUCGACUUCACGAUCGCAAGGCUACGUGUAAACAACGGCGAAUCCAGGAGGGGAUCAUGGGGUUCAUGAGCCCCCCUGAGCUGGUUCCAGGACUUAGGUGGGCCGCUAAUUGAACAUAAUGAUUUUAUUUAUAUAUUUGUCACCAUACAGAUUAU
Bombyx mandarina (wild silkworm) is the source of this 2259-nucleotide messenger RNA. RefSeq names its product beta-1,4-glucuronyltransferase 1. The record is from RefSeq and is a predicted model, not a curated record. NCBI's taxonomy places the organism in Eukaryota, Metazoa, Arthropoda, Insecta, Lepidoptera, Bombycidae.